Dinoponera quadriceps is the source of this 5214-nucleotide messenger RNA. RefSeq names its product putative epidermal cell surface receptor (gene sas). Gene Ontology annotation, molecular function: protein binding. The record is from RefSeq and is a predicted model, not a curated record. The transcript has 14 exons. Bases 313 to 5007 code for a protein of 1564 amino acids. Lineage: Eukaryota; Metazoa; Arthropoda; Insecta; Hymenoptera; Formicidae.
ACGGAUCGCGAGCACGGAGGCGAGAGCGAACGGGCUAGUCGCGCGAUCGGUGUGUUUCGUGUGCAUGUACGUGUGCCUCCAGCGGUGUCCCCGUCGACCACGGGCUUGUCCGUUGUUCCCGCGUUGUUGCUUUGCCGCGAGCAGCAGCUCGGGCCGAGCUCGAAUUUUCCUCGGGUUUUCCGGCCCGUUUUUCGCGAUUUUCCCGACUGAGAGAGGGCCCGCGCGAGGUGAAAGGUCCAGUGGUCACGCGCCUAGUGGAACGUGCGUGGUGUCCGUCUCCGUGUGCAGCUCUGUGCAGAAGAAUGCGGUAGGAUGCGUAUCCAGGAAAGAUGCUUCCUGCUGGCGGCGGCGGGACUCUGCCUCCUAGGCGGGGUCGCCUACUCCUUGACGAUCGCCGAGACGCGGCUCACCACGACGUCCGGUAUCAGUGACGAAGAUACCGCCGGAGCCGCGCAGUCUCCGUGGACGGAAGCGCGAAAUGACACGGCGGAAUCGAAAAGCGCAUAUCCGACGAAAGAGGCCGAUAUCAAGGCCACGACAGAGGCGAAGAAGAAGCCGGUAGUGGAUUUCAAGGUCAAAAGCGAUCAGAAGUACCAGAAACCCAUUAUCAAGGACGAUGACGCGAAGAGACCCGUGGAGGUCGACGCGUCGAUGACGUUGCCGGCUUCGCCCACGACGUCUCCGAUGAAGCCCGAUCAUUCCUCGGCGACGACCAAACCCAUGGAUGCGGCGGAUGUAACGAUCCCAUUUCUUCUUCACGGAGAGCCGAUCGUCGGGAUCACCGCGACGACGCCAACGACGAGCACUCCUGCCAUCCAGGACACGAUGAGCAGCACGGAGGAGAUGCGAGUGACGGAGGAAACGACGUCGUCGAGAGGCAGAGCCUUGAACAUCUCCGCUCCGGAGCCAACGAACUCGUUGCACGCUAAUAUUACAGAUCUCAGUGACGUCAGUAUGGACGACGACGAUAAGGAAGUGGAAGGCGGAGAAUACGUUGCGUCUCACAACGAAACCGUCAAUAUCACCUCGACAUUGCUGCCGAAGAUGCCAGUGUGCGUUUACGGGAAUCGCACCUAUUCAUUGGGCGAGAAAGUCGUGCGUGAUUGCGAGGAGAAGUGCGUGUGCUCGGAAGGUGGCAUCACGAAUUGCCAGCCGCUGUGCGUGCAUCCUUACGUCAGAGCGGGUAGGGGAGUCGAGGAUCCGCUGUGCCAGGAGAAGACGGCCACCGAGGAGCCGUGUUGCGCCGUGAUCCUCUGUGCCGCGGAUUCCGCUCCCGAGCCCGAGGAGACGUGCGUGUUCGGCAACCAAACGGUAGCCAGAGGGCAUCGUGUCGAUGACGGCUGCUCCAGGACGUGCGUCUGCGAAGCCGGCGGCCACUUAAAAUGCCAAGCCAGGUGUCCGCCGAACGAGACUACUUCCAUAGCCAAUCAACACGAUCGCUGCGUCGCUCUAGCCGAUCCCAGGGACUCCUGUUGCACCAUCACGCUCUGCGACGUCACCUUAGGCGAUCACGAGAUCAAAGCCGAGAAUUCCACGGACCUGAGUGUGCACUUGAUGGACGUGAAGGUGUUGAAUUCAACGGCGAUCAAGCUGAAACUGUCAGCCAAGAAUCCCCAGGACGUCACCAUAGAGAUCUCGGAGAAUAAUCACGUGUGGAGGCAACAGAAACCCGACAAAGAUGGUGUCGUCUCGACGUUGGAACCCGCGCACACGUAUUACGUUCGCGUGGCGGAAGGAAGCCGCACUGGUCCAGCCAUUCAGGUAUUUCUGCCGGCCGAAGUGGUGAAGGUGGCAAAUAUUACGGAGAAAAUGUCCGACAAAAACUCCUGCAACUACAGAGGGAAGUCCUACAAGGUCGGCGCGGGCUGGUACGACGAGUGCGUACACUUCUGCAACUGCAAAGAAGGCGGCAAGCCCGAAUGCAACACAAUAGAGUGCUCCACGGACUUCGAGCUGGACACGUUGAAUUCGCAUUGUGUGGAUUGGGAGACUGUCCCCGCGGACUUCGUCCCGAAAGCACCGAACUGUUGUCCUCCGGAAGUGCGCUGUAGAAAUAACGGCUCCUGCAUCUACGAAGAUGUCGUGUACGAUAACUGGAGCAGGUUGCCGAUGAACGUCACCGGCUGCGAGAACGAUUGCUUCUGCGAGAUGGGCAACGUGUCUUGCCGCGCGGCUUGCAACCCGGUACCAGCCUUGCCGCCUGCCAACUUGCUGUGUCCCUAUCAGGCAACGUUGACGAGUCAGCCUGAAAACCCGUGUUGCCUGCAGUGGACCUGCGCCUCUCCAUCGGCACACCUACCAGGAAUGAACGUGACGACCGCGUAUCCCGGCCCCUUAGCCACAGACACGUUCGAUCGGCAAACGAUUGACAAUAGCAAAAGACCGAAUAACAAGUCGGAAACGCUCAAGCCCAGCCAGGAACCGGAGCGUGGCGCUCCCUCCUUGUGGGAAGAUCCAAAAACCUAUAAGACCCAACCAGACGCCACUACUCACGGACUCCCUCAUUAUCCCAUGGACCCAGGACAUCCCACAGUGCCUUACAACGGACCCUACAGUCCCGAUUACGUGCCCACACAUCCCACCGUGGAGAACGUCUUUCACUUGGCCGGCCAUCCCGAAAAGCCGAUGCCGACCCCGAAAGAAAAGUCCAAGUCGAAAUCCGACAGCAAGAAGCCCGUAGAGCCGGUAAAGCCUCACAAGGACAUGAUCGAUCAGUAUUUCCCCGGCCCGUUAGCGCCCAAUAGGUUCCCCGACAAAGCCACUUCUACGUCCUCGUACUCUGUCCACGAGAACCAGCACGUUCCAGGCCCGAACAAGCUGCCCCCUCAACAGAAGGGCCAUCUGAUCGAUCAACCUCAGUUCAUUCCGUUGAAUCUUCACCCGGACAUAUCAGGCCCGGACUUCCCUUACGUUUCGAACGGCCCCAAAGGGAGCGUUCCUCCAGCCAGCUUCAAUGGCCGCCUCGAUCAUUCGGCCGGACCUCCUUAUCGGGACCCAGUUCCAGUUGUCAAGCCCGACAAGAUCGACCCGAACAUAAUCAUCCCGGCGAUCCCGAAAAAGAAACCCCCGUUGGGCGAUCCCUUCGCCGACGCGGACAAAUCGAAAGCGUCGUCCCCGCCGAUAUUACCGGGUCGACCAAAACAGGGUCAGAGAAAUCCCGAUCAGGAGCUCUCGUCGGAGCAACUGUACCAUCUGAUAAACCUACAGCACCCGGGUCUGAUUCAGCUCGAUCAGGCGCCCCCUCAAGCCCACCCGGGCCUGUACGACCUUCACCAGCAGAUCUCCGGUCAGAAACAGCCGCCCAUUGACCGCGGGCAGUCCGAUUACUUCGGGACGUCGCCCUCCGCGCCGAAGAAGGCGAUCAAGCCCCAUAUUUUCGCGCAAAAGAACGAGAACGGGCAGACCACCUAUCACAUCCACACGCCCGAAAUCCCGAACACUCCGCAACAGAUCGAGGAGCUGUUGGCACACAUCAGCCAGCACGAUUCCAAUCCCGGAUCCUUCCAAAACUAUCCCGGACAACCGGCCAUACCUCAUAACGUACCGAACGGCCCGCCGGCCACUCUACCGCUUCACAUAGACGCUCACAUACCACAUUCAGGACUCACGCAUUUGAACCAUCCGUUCGCAGCACAAACGCCAAACCAGUCAGGUCUGGACCAUAACAUUGUACCUCCAGGCUUCCCAUUACCCGGAAGUAUAUCCGGAUUCCCGGCUGCGCCGCCCUCCAACGAGAUCACCGUGCAAAUACUGGAGGCGCUGGAUGAGCACACAGUUCGGCUGGUGUUUACCGUGCCUCAGCUCCUGGUGGGACUGCACGGCCGAGUCGAGUUGCGAUACACCAGCGACAAGACGAAUUUCGACCCGUCCAUGUGGAAGCUGCAGAUGUUCGCGCCGCCUCAGGAUCUGAUCGCGACGCAGCAGCUCGAGUUCGAGCUGGGCGAUCUGCAGCCGAUGACCGAGUACAAGGUGAAGAUCACGGUGAAGCUGAACGGUCUGGACAACAACCCGAGCAGCAAGAUCUACAGCGUGCGCACUCUGGAGAAACGCGCGGACGAGGCGACCCUGCCUCCGCAGAUCCCGGUCGACGCCGAGCUCCGCGCGAUGGAGACGAACUCGAGCUGGGUCGGCAUCAUGUGGAAGAAGUUCUCGGAUUACGAGCUGCAGUUCAUAGACGGUGUGCAGCUCAGGUACAAGGAGCACGACGGUAAGGUUUACGCGGCGACACCGCUGAUCCACCGUUCCGUCACGAAUUACGUGAUCGAGAACCUGAAGCCGGCCACCAAGUACGAAGUCGGUAUCUACUUCAUACCGUUUGCGGGGCAAACAACGGAACUGAUCAGCGAGAAAACGAUCGAAGUAAUCACAUCUAUGGAGCCCGAUCCCUAUUCUUUCGACGUGAAAGUCGAGAUCAAAACAAUCAAGUCGACGGACGUGGAAGUGGCAUGGAGCGGUGUGCCUUACCCGGAGGACAAAUACGUGAACAUCUACCGAGCGAUUUAUCAGAGCGACACCGGCAAGGAAGACACCAGCACCUUCAAGAUCGCCAAGAGAGAUUCUCACGCUAAGACCGUGAUCAGCGAUCUGAAGCCCGGCACCAGAUACCGAUUGUGGCUCGAAAUAUACUUGACGAAUGGAAGGAUUAAAAAGAGCAACGUUCAAGACUUCGUCACUAAACCAGGUGUCCUCUUACCGGCCACCGUGUCCCAACAAGCCGGGAAACUCGCGUCGCUCCCUCUUCACGAAGGGGACUACUACGGUCCUCUGGUGAUAGUAGCCAUCGUGGCCUCUUUGGCGAUACUAUCGACUCUGAUCCUGCUGAUGAUGUUGAUGAAGAGACGGAGCAGCAGCAAGGCCGACAUAUCACCCCGUAAAACGACGUCGGCGUACGACAAUCCAUCCUACAAGACCUGUGAGGAUGCGGUCACGAUAUCCAACGGGAGGAACAAAACCACGACCGACCACGAGAUGACCACCAUCAAUUCGAAUGCCAAGGAAACCGCUUAAAGCUCUAUAAUUUAUUAAAUCUAUAUUUAUUUAUAUAUCACGCCGCGCUCGCGCGGCGAGAACCCGCGAGGAUCCGUUUAAUAAGUCCGUCCAUAUACGUAUGACAAUGUAUUGUACGUAUUAUAUGCUAGAAGAAGAGACACUGCCGAUCGAUCAAUUAACAGUCACACACACUUAUGUCAGGAAUAAUCACGAAGUGUUGUCGAA